GAUGAGAGAUGGCAAUAGAAAACAAACCUGGGGAGGAAUUUGACACAGUUUUCAUUCGAAAUGACUCUUUAGAGCUCUCUUCGCACCACGAUUAUGAGACUGUGCAAGCUCGGAUUUUUAAGAUAAUAGUAAUAGGAGAUUCAAAUGUAGGAAAGACGUGUUUGACUUACAGGUUCUGCGGGGGCACUUUCCUGAAAAACCCAGAGGCAACGAUCGGGGUCGAUUUCAGAGAGAGGACGCUGGAGCUCGAUGGGGAGAGUAUCAAGUUGCAGAUCUGGGACACAGCAGGUCAGGAGCGCUUCAGGAAGAGCAUGGUAGAGCACUACUACCGUAGCGUCCACGCCGUCAUCUUUGUUUAUGACGUGACCAGCCUCUCCUCCUUCGAAAGCAUCCCUGAGUGGAUUGAAGAAUGCAGCCGACACUGUGUGGGGCCCCUGGUGCCCCGCAUCAUGGUAGGAAACAAGUGUGAUCUGAGGGACCGCCGGGAGGUCCCCACAUCGGCUGCCCAGUGUCUUGCAGACAGUUACAACUUCCCAUUGUUUGAGACUUCAGCCAAAGACCCUGGUGAGAAGGAACAUGUUGAUGCUAUCUUUCUGACUAUAGCUUAUAGGCUGAAGAGUCACAAACCUCUGAGACUGAAGCAGCUGAGUGAGAGCAGUGUAAGGCAUCUGUGGAACCAGAGAGAACAGGGAGCAGAAACGUGUCAAUGCUGAAGUCACCUCCAUCCUGUAUAUAUGUACAGCAUAUGAUCAGAUGUCACCACAGCCUUCAGGGACAAUAAUGAUGCUGAGGAAAACAGUGUUGAACCAAGCUUCCAAUCACUAAUACUGAAUUCAGAAAAGCCUCUUACAAUAAGAUAAAAAGGACAGAAGCUUCCUAUGAUAUUACACUUUCUCCUGCCCUCUGUUAAACACAGCUAGUGACAGUAUGGGCAGUUCUAUAUAAAUAUGUUUGCACAAUAAUUAAAUCAACAUUUCAAUGAAAUGCAUGAAUGGAAAUGGAGUUAUGACAAGUAUUUGUAGCUCAAACUGCACAUAAAAUCACUUUAGGUCAAAAAAUAGCAUUGUAGAGCGCAUUUUAGUAAGCAGACAAGUUAUAUGCUAUCACUAUGACUUAUCCACAGAAUUCAGUGCAGACAGUGGAAAUAAAGGGACCAAUAAGGUAAAGAGAAACUGUGAAGAAAACUGUGCAAUCAUUUUCUUUAACAUGUUUUAAAAUGAUAUUUAAGUUCUUAAA
Toxotes jaculatrix (banded archerfish) is the source of this 1236-nucleotide messenger RNA. RefSeq lists its product as uncharacterized. NCBI's taxonomy places the organism in Eukaryota, Metazoa, Chordata, Actinopteri, Toxotidae. Gene Ontology annotation, biological process: Rab protein signal transduction. The record is from RefSeq and is a predicted model, not a curated record. Bases 9 to 713 code for a protein of 234 amino acids. The transcript has 2 exons. Gene Ontology annotation, cellular component: endosome; Golgi apparatus. Gene Ontology annotation, molecular function: GTPase activity; GTP binding.